AUGCCAUGGAGGGCCCUGCGCCAUAUUCAUGCUGGAAACCCAUUGAGAUGGAGACGACGAGUCACCUUCGGUUCAUCUUUAAACACUCGCCUGCGUGUCAACAAACAGCGACAUGAAUCAACAUCCUCCCAACAACAACCAUCGUUGGGCGAUCUGGACCGCGACCAACAGAGUAGAAAUGUCCCGUCCUACGACCCGGACAAUUCGGGCUCGCUCGCCGACGUGGGCCGCCUCAUCGUCAACGACUACGCACAGCUCCGCGCCCACUACCUGACGCCCCGGUACCCGAUCGUGCUGGCGCACGGGCUGAUGGGGUUCGACGAGCUGCGGCUCGCGGGCGACCUGCUGCCGGGCAUCAGCUACUGGCGCGGCAUCAAGGAGGCGUUCCAGGCGCGAGGCAUCACCUGCAUCACCACGGAGGUGCCCCGGACGGCGUCGAUCGCCGAGCGCGCCCAGGUGCUCAUGGACCAGAUCGCAGAGAGACUGUCUGCCGCCACGGCCCGCGAGGAGGGCGGGGGGCAAGGAGGAAGGCAAGUCAACAUCGUGGCGCACAGCAUGGGCGGGCUGGACGCGCGGUACAUGAUCUCGCGACUGUGCCCGGCCCCGUCCCUCUUCCGCGUCCGCUCGCUCACGACAGUGGCCACGCCGCACCGGGGCAGCUCGGCGGCGGACAUGCUGAUGCGCGACAUCGGGCCGGAGCUGGUGCCGCGGAUCUACAGGCUGUUGGGACGCAUGGGCGUCGCGUCGGGGGCGUUUGCGGAGCUGACGACGCAGUACGUGACGCAGGAAUUCAACCCGCGCACGCCCAACGACCCGGCGGUCAAGUACUUCUCGUACGGGGCCAGCGCGACGCCGCACCUGCUGUCGGUGUUCCGACUGUCGCACGACCUGGUGGCGGUGCUGGAGGGCGCCAACGACGGGCUGGUCAGCGUGCGCUCGGCCAAGUGGGGCGAGUACAAGGGCACGCUGGCCGGCGUCACCCACCUCGACCUGAUCAACUGGACGAACCGGCUCAAGAAGAUGGCCAGCCGGGUCGGGUUGGUGCAGGAGCGCUUCAACGCCGUGGCUUUUUACUUGGCCGUGGCCGAGGAGUUGGCGAAGGAGGGAUUCUAA
Messenger RNA from Fonsecaea erecta, 1113 nucleotides. RefSeq lists its product as hypothetical. The record is from RefSeq and is a predicted model, not a curated record. Lineage: Eukaryota; Fungi; Ascomycota; Eurotiomycetes; Chaetothyriales; Herpotrichiellaceae. The coding region runs from base 1 to 1113 and encodes 370 amino acids. Gene Ontology annotation, molecular function: triacylglycerol lipase activity. The transcript has a single exon.